AACGGUAGAGGAUCCUCUUCCGCCAGCUUCUUCUCGGGCUCACCGAUGGCAUCCAUUACUGCAGCGAUACUCCACCCAGUGAUCCGUUCCAAAGCCCAAACACUUGCAAAGAAUGGCCUCGGCGGAGCUGGGCAAGAAGCUACGGAUCCUGAUCAUCCCCUUCUUCGCCACCAGCCACAUCGGCCCCCACACCGACCUCGCCGUCCGCCUCGCCGCGGCAAGGCCGGGCACCGUCGAGCCCACGCUGGCGGUCACCCCGGCGAACGUCUCGGUCGUUCGAGCGACGCUCCAGCGGCACGGCGCGUCCGCGGCGACCAGCGCCAUCAAGAUAGCCACCUACCCUUUCCCGGAGGUGGACGGCCUCCCGCUGGGCGUCGAGAACCUCUCUGCCGCCGGGGCCGACGGGUGGCGCAUCUUCGACGCGGCCAUCGACGAGGCGCUGACGCGGCCCGCGCAGGAGGCGCUUAUCAGGGAGCUGUCCCCUGACGCCGUCUUCACCGACGUCCACUUCUUCUGGAACUCCGUCAUCGCCGGCGACCUCGGCGUGCCGUGCGUUGCGUUCAGCGUCAUCGGCACCUUCUCGAACCUUGCCAUGAGCCACCUCGGCGGUGAAGUCGACUGCGACUCCGGUUGCGAGGAGGUGAUCGUACCACAUUUUCCAGGCCCGGAGGUACGGAUCCCGAGGACCGAACUGCCCGAGUUCUUGAGGGUCCAGGAAGAACACGACCGAUUCAACCCGCGGUUGGCGGGAAUACGCAGGUGCUUCGGCCACGCCUUCAACACUUUCUUGGUCCUGGAGAGGCAGUACUGCGAGCUGUACGCGCGCUCCGGCCACGCCAAGCGCGCCUACUUCCUCGGGCCACUGUCGCUGCCGUUGCCACCGGCCGGAGCAAGCGCCGGCGAGUCACCGUGCAUCCGUUGGCUGGGCUCGAUGCCCAGAGGCUCGGUGGUAUACGUAUGCUUCGGUACCUUCGCCUCCAUCUCUGAAGAUCAGCUCCGGGAGCUGGCUCUCGGGCUGGAAGGUUCUCAGAAGCCGUUCCUGUGGGUGCUGAGGGCCGAGGGGUGGGAGCCGCCGGCGGGGUGGGAGGAGCGUGUCGGGAAGAGGGGGAUGCUCGUCAGAGGGUGGGCCCCGCAGACCGCGAUCCUGGCUCAUCCGGCCGUGGGGGCGUUCCUGACGCACUGCGGGUCGAGCUCGCUGCUGGAGGCGGCGGCGGCCGGCGUGCCGAUGCUGACGUGGCCGCUGGUGUUCGACCAGUUCAUCGAGGAGAGGCUGGUCACGGACGUUCUCAAGAUUGGCGAGAGGGUGUGGGACGGGCCACGGAGCACGAAGGAGGAGGAGAGGGAGAUGGUGCCGGCGGCGGCGGUGGCGCGGGCUGUGGCGAGAUUCUUGGAGCCAGGCGGAACGGGGGAGGCGGCGAGGGGCAGAGCGCAGGAGCUCGCCGCCAAGGCUCAUGCGGCCGUGUCGGAAGGCGGGUGGUCGUCCUGUGACCUGCGCCGUUUGAUCGAUGAUCUGGUAGAAGCAAGAGCGGCCGCCGGUGGCACCACGGCCACGCCGUCGCUACCUUGAACAUCAGCGACUGAAACUGCACUGCAGGCAUGCGUGGCAUGGGCGUACUCGGUCGUUCUCUGGUGAUGGAAUGACAUUGUCGCAGAGCAGUAGAGCUGUAGAUCAUGUAUAAUACUUUUUUUUUUAGAAAAGGAGGAUGUACCCCAGCCUCUGCAUCUGGACGAUGCAUGCAGCCAUAUUAUUAAUUAUUCACAAAGACCAUACCAAGGUGAUACAUCAAUAAGCAUGAAGUCACCAUCUUGGCAACA
Messenger RNA from Triticum aestivum (bread wheat), 1815 nucleotides. RefSeq names its product UDP-glycosyltransferase 73C4. NCBI's taxonomy places the organism in Eukaryota, Viridiplantae, Streptophyta, Magnoliopsida, Poales, Poaceae. Gene Ontology annotation, molecular function: UDP-glucosyltransferase activity. The transcript has a single exon. The record is from RefSeq and is a predicted model, not a curated record. The coding region runs from base 113 to 1567 and encodes 484 amino acids.